This is a messenger RNA of Mustela erminea (ermine), 3116 nucleotides long. RefSeq names its product zinc finger protein 77-like. Bases 589 to 2655 code for a protein of 688 amino acids. The transcript has 4 exons. The record is from RefSeq and is a predicted model, not a curated record. Gene Ontology annotation, biological process: regulation of DNA-templated transcription. Lineage: Eukaryota; Metazoa; Chordata; Mammalia; Carnivora; Mustelidae.
CUUUCCUGGCUGCUCCUCUGUAUCCUUCCCUACAGUGGAAAGCAUAAGAGAGUGUUUCCCUGGGUUCUGUGAGCCCCUCCAGCAAGUCACUGGGACAAAGGAGGGGGCACGGGAACCUGCUCUCCUGCCUGUCGGUCAGAAGUGCGGGUGAUGGCAGGGCCUGGGCCUGGUGUCUGAACCGUGUGUGUGUUUGGGGUGGGGACAGUCUCGUGGGGCCGAGCACUGACUUGUGGGAUCUGACCCUGAAUCCAGGUCGGUAGCCUCAGGGUGAGUGUCCAGGUACAGCCUCAGCUGGCGUCACACGGGAGGGACCCUGUGGGCCUAGGUGACAGAGAUGAUGGAAGGACAGCGUUCUCUGGGGACGUGGAGGAGACACAGAGGGAAGAGGCGCGCGGGGAGGCGCAGGUGUGGGCAGCAGGGAGAGAGACAAACGUAGGUGUCGCUCUGCAAGGCCGCGUCCCAUCAACACGCCCAUUCUUGGGGCUCUCAGUGCUGACCCCUUCCCUUUGCUGGCACACGGUGCUGCAGUUUUGUAAGUUGUUCCCGUCUCGUUUCCGACCUGAUGGGCUCUGAUGGUCCCACUUCAGAAUGUCGCAGGAUCCAUGGGACGGUGCUUCUCCAGGAACCGUCCUUGCCGGAUGCAAACACUACGACGCGGUGGUCUUUGAGGAUGUGGCUGUGAACUUCACCCCGGAAGAGUGGGCUUUGCUGGAUCCUGGUCAGCGGCAGCUCUACCGGGACGUGAUGCUGGAGACCUGCAGGAACCUGGCCUCCCUGGACUGUUGCACUCAAGUUAACCCUUUUGGAUCAGGGACUCAGCUGAAUAUUUUGGAGAAUGAACUAUCCAGUGAAGAUAAAAUAGUAACAUUUACAAGAAAUGAUUCCUGGGCUCUUUUUGGAGAAAACUGGGUAUUUCAUGACAUUGGAGAUCAGUCCCAGUCCCAGGAGAGGUGUUUGAGAGGUCAUCUGGUGGAGCGGGUCUGUGAAAGCAGUGAAGAUAGUCGACGUGGAGAAACCAGAAGGCAGAUGACAAGUCUUACCGUGCGUGAGGAUCGUCCUACUGGAGACAAGUCCUGUCGCUACGCCAAGUGUAGAGAAGCCUUCACAGAUGGUUCUUUCCCUGAGAAUCCACAAAGAUCCCACCCUGGACACAAACCUAGUCCCCGUGAGGAAUGUGGGUCGGCCUGCAGCUGUGUCUCGAGCCCCAGCCCUCACGUGGACCCAGGCCUUGGAGAGAAACCUUAUGAACCUCAGGACCCUGGGGGAGCUUCGAAGAGAGACUUGAAGAGUCGCGGUAGUAAACACUCUUUAGAGUGCAAGAAAUGUGGAAAAAGUUUCCCUUGCAGGUCGUCCUUUCGGGGUCAUGUGAAGGAUCACUGUGGACAGAGAGUCCAUGCGUGUGACGUGUGUGGGAAAGCCUUCAUGUAUCAGUCCUACCUUACACGUCACGUGAGAACUCACACUGGGGAGAGACCCUAUGAAUGUGUGGAGUGUGGGAAAGCCUACAGUUGCCUCUCCUAUUUUCGAGAACAUGUGAGAACGCACAGUGGAGAGAAACCCUAUGAAUGUAAGCAGUGUGGGAAGACAUUCAAGUAUCCUGCGUCCUUGCAAGGACACAUGAUGACACACACUGGAGAGAGACCGUAUCUCUGUCAGCAGUGUGGGAAAGCCUUCAGUUGUCCCAAGUACUUCAGGAGACACGUGAGAACGCACAGUGGACUGAAACCCUAUGAGUGUACGUUAUGUGGGAAAGCCUACAGUUGUUCCUUAUCCCUUCGAGAACAUGUCAGAACUCACAGUGAAGAGAGGCCCUACCAAUGUCAGCAGUGUGGGAAAGCCUUCAGACAUCCUCGCUAUUUCCAAAGACACGUGAGGAUGCACAGUGGCGUGAAACCCUACGAGUGUCAGGAGUGCGGGAAGGCGUACAGCAGCUCCACGUCGCUGCAGGAGCACGUGAGGACGCACACCGGGGAGAGGCCCUUCGAGUGUCCGCAGUGCGGGAAGGCCUUCACUCGUCACUCCUCCCUUCAAGGACACGUGAGGGCACACAGUUUGGAGAAGCGUUACGAGUGCGCACAAUGCGGGAAGGCCUUCCGUUGGUCCUCGUCCUUACAAAAACACGUGAGGACACAUAGUGAAGAGAAACCCUAUGAAUGUCAGCAGUGCGGCAAAGCCUUCUGGUACCCCGCCAACCUGAGAGCCCACGUGAAGACACACACUGAGGAGAGACCCUACGAGUGUCCACACUGUGGGAAAGCCUUCAGCUGUCACUCCUCUCUUCAGGUACACGUGCGAAAGCACAGCGGGGUGAAACCCUAUGAGUGUCAGGAGUGCGGGAAGGCCUUCUGGUAUCCCGUGAACCUGCGGGCACACGUGAGGACGCACACCGGGGAGAGACCCUACGAAUGUCAGCAGUGCGGGAAGGCCUACAGGUGCCCCGCGAACCUGCGGGUCCAUGUGAGGACGCACACCGGGGAGAGACCGUACGAGUGUCGGCAGUGCGGGAAGGCCUUCAGGUACCCGGCCAACCUGCGAGCCCACGUGAGGACGCACACUGGGGAGCGACCCUACGCGUGUCAGCAGUGCGGGAAGGCCUUCAGGUACCCGACCAACCUGCGAGCCCACGUGAGGACGCACACUGGGGAGAAACUCUGAAUGGAAGGACUGUGGGAAAGCCUUCAUUUGUCCUUAAGAUCGUGUAUAUCCAGUCAGACACACUGGCAGGAAGCCUUAUGAAUGUACAGACUGGUGGGAAACCUUUAGGUAUAGUUCCUCGUAUAGUUUGUACAUAAAAACUCAGGGCUGGACAGCGGUCUCUCUUUGUUAUAAACAUGGUUGUGCCUUGUAAGUGCCUCGUCCCUAACAGGGAUCCCCGUCAUACUUAUUUCCACUGCAUGUUGCCAGGAGGAACCCCUGAGAUAAAACAUCCUCUCUGUGCCCUUUGUAUGAGAUAUAUUUUGUUACUUCACACAUGAAAAUUGUAGAGCUAUAUAAAAUUUCUCCUUUCCGUGACGAUGUCUUUGGGCCCCAGGGGUGACAAGUGAUGUGUGUGUGUAUCUCGCCCUCUCUCGUGGAGACCGGAAACCCCGGCUCUGUGUCUGCCCUUCCUUCCGGUC